AUGCCAUCGGCCGUGGAGGGCUCAGAGGGGGGAGAAGAGGGGGAAAUCUUGCGCUACGAGGAAACAGAAGAUGACAGCGUCAGUCCCACCGACCUUUCGGAGCUGCUGAAGGAGGGGACAAAGGAAUCCCACGACCGUGCAGAGAACACGCAGUUUGUCAAAGACUUCCUGAAAGGACGGAUCAAGAAGGAGCUCUUCAAGCUGGCCACCGUGGCACUGUACUUCACGUACUCGGCUCUGGAAGAGGAAAUGGAUUGCAACAAGGACAGCCCAGUCUUUGCUCCCCUCUAUUUCCCCCUAGAGCUUCACCGGAAAGAAGCGUUGGCCAAAGACCUCAAAUAUUUCUACGGAGAAGACUGGAAAGAGAAGGUUCAGUGUUCAGAGGCAACUCAGCACUACGUGGACAGAAUCCAUCACGUGGGACAGCACGAGCCGGAGCUGCUAGUCGCUCACGCUUACACGCGCUACAUGGGGGACCUCUCGGGUGGCCAAGUGCUGAAGAAAGUAGCCCAGAGGGCCCUGAAGUUGCCCAGUACGGAGGAGGGGAUCCAAUUCUACGUGUUCGACAACGUUUCCAAUGCGCAGCAGUUCAAGCAGCUCUACAGAGCGAGGAUGAAUGCUCUGGACUUGGACAAGGACACCAAGGAAAGGAUCGUGGAAGAGGCCAACAGAGCCUUCAGAUUCAACAUGCAG
Messenger RNA from Eurypyga helias (sunbittern), 693 nucleotides. Its product is annotated as heme oxygenase 2-like. The transcript is spliced from 3 exons. Gene Ontology annotation, molecular function: heme oxygenase (decyclizing) activity; heme binding. Lineage: Eukaryota; Metazoa; Chordata; Aves; Eurypygiformes; Eurypygidae. Gene Ontology annotation, biological process: response to oxidative stress; heme oxidation; heme catabolic process. The annotation marks the transcript as partial. The record is from RefSeq and is a predicted model, not a curated record.